Messenger RNA from Hemiscyllium ocellatum (epaulette shark), 3114 nucleotides. It is a transcript of the gene dlg2, whose product is annotated as discs, large homolog 2 (Drosophila). Bases 84 to 2732 code for a protein of 882 amino acids. The transcript has 24 exons. Gene Ontology annotation, molecular function: kinase binding. Gene Ontology annotation, cellular component: neuromuscular junction; neuron projection; postsynaptic density membrane. Gene Ontology annotation, biological process: chemical synaptic transmission. The record is from RefSeq and is a predicted model, not a curated record. Lineage: Eukaryota; Metazoa; Chordata; Chondrichthyes; Orectolobiformes; Hemiscylliidae.
UGAACUCUCACACAAACUUUGCACAGAAAACUGCUGAAGUCAACCACGUGGUAGAAGAAUGGGAAGGGAGAAAUUCCCAUGUGAUGGUCACACAACAGAAUAUCUCAGAGCCAGUUGGGACAGAACAAGACACAACAUUAGCAAGAGUGAAAGAAGAAACUGAUGAACAGGAAGGAGAAUUGCCAACAAAACUGCAAGAACAAUGGGACCAUGUCCAGAACUAUCAUUAUCAAGAUGAAGAUACAUCACCACAUGAAUAUAGCUUACCACAGCUAACAAAUGAAGUCAAAGGCCCUGAGCUUGUUCAUGUGUCUGAGAAGAAUUUAUCGCAGGUUGAGAAUAUCCUUGGAUAUGUGUCACAUGCUCACAUUUCUCCAUUAAAGGUUUGUCCCUGUGAUGUCCAAGCCCAGCUGCUUGACUUGACUGACAUGGAAGAACAGCCAUGUGAUCUGGAGCUUGAAGAUGCUGUGAACUUUAAAGAAGGCACAGAAUCCCAUCAGGCGAGCCCUGCCCCCAUGAUUAUAAACACAGAAACACUGGAGACAGUCCCAUAUGUUAAUGGGACAGAAAUAGAAUAUGAAUUUGAAGAAAUCACAUUGGAACGGGGUAAUUCUGGCCUGGGAUUCAGUAUAGCUGGAGGCACAGACAAUCCUCAUAUUGGAGAUGAUCCUGGGAUAUUUAUUACGAAAAUUAUCCCUGGGGGAGCAGCAGCUGAAGAUGGACGGCUAAGAGUCAAUGACUGCAUUUUACGGGUGAAUGAAUUUGAUGUAUCUGAAGUGUCACACAGUAGAGCUGUAGAAGCCUUGAAAGAAGCUGGUUCAAUUGUACGACUGUAUGUGCGUAGACGAAGGCCUAUUUUGGAGACUAUUACAGAAAUAAAGCUCAUAAAAGGACCCAAAGGAUUGGGAUUCAGUAUUGCUGGUGGUGUGGGUAAUCAACAUAUUCCAGGAGAUAAUAGUAUAUAUGUUACAAAAAUAAUUGAUGGAGGAGCUGCGCAGAGAGAUGGAACAUUACAAAUUGGGGAUCGACUGCUUAUGGUAAAUAACUACAGCUUGGAAGAAAUAGCACAUGAAGAAGCUGUAGCGGUGCUGAAACACACAGCAGAUGUGGUAUAUCUUAAGGUUGCAAAACCUGCUACUGUUUACAUAAACGACCCUUAUGGACCUCCUGAUAUCACACACUCUUAUUCCCCUCCAAUGGAGAAUCACAUCCUUCCCUCAGUUGGGAAUAAUGAUAUGCUGGAUUACAAAUCCUCGCUUCCACAGAUUACAUCAGGAAGAUAUUCUCCUCUUCCAAAACACAUACUUGGUGAAGAUGAUGAUAUCAGGGAACCAAGAAAAUUUGUGCUGCACAGAGGAUCUGGUGGAUUAGGCUUUAACAUUGUUGGGGGUGAAGAUGGUGAAGGAAUAUUUAUUUCGUUUAUCCUGGCAGGUGGACCAGCAGAUCUUAGUGGAGAGCUGCGAAGAGGUGACCAAAUUCUAUCAGUAAAUGGCAUAGAUCUGCGUGCUGCAACACAUGAGCAGGCUGCACUGGCUCUAAAAGGAGCAGGCCAGACUGUGACUAUGGUUGCUCAGUACAGACCUGAAGAGUACAGCCGGUUUGAGGCAAAAAUCCAUGACUUACGGGAACAGAUGAUGAAUCAGAGCAUGAGUUCGGGGUCUGGUUCCCUAAGAACUAAUCAGAAACGAUCAUUGUAUGUAAGAGCUCUAUUUGACUAUGACAAAGCCAAGGACAGUGGUCUUCCAAGUCAAGGUCUCAGCUUCAAAUAUGGAGAUAUUUUACAUGUUAUCAACGCCUCUGAUGAUGAAUGGUGGCAAGCACGAAUGGUUACACCUGAAGGAGACAGUGAAGAGAUGGGUGUUAUACCAAGCAAAAGAAGAGUUGAAAGGAAAGAACGAUCUAGACUUAAGACUGUAAAGUUCAAUGCCAAUCCUGGAGUGAUUGAUGCCAAAGGGUCAUUCAAUGACAAGCGUAAAAAGAACCUCAUCUUUUCACGAAAAUUCCCAUUCUACAAGAACAAGGACCACACUGAGCAGGAUACCAGUGAUCCAGAACAGCAUGUUACUUCUAAUGCCAGCGAUAGUGAAAGUAGCUACAGGAGCCCAGAGGACUGCAUUCUUUCAUAUGAACCAGUUAUACAGCAAGAGAUUAAUUACAGUAGACCUGUCAUUAUUCUGGGCCCAAUGAAAGACCGAGUUAACGAUGAUCUGAUAUCAGAAUUCCCAGACAAAUUUGGCUCUUGUGUACCACAUACCACAAGACCAAAACGCGAUUAUGAAAUGGAUGGACGAGACUAUCACUUUGUUACCUGUAGAGAUCAGAUGGAGAAGGACAUCCAGGAGCACAAAUUUAUUGAAGCAGGACAAUACAAUGAUAAUCUAUAUGGAACUAGUGUCCAAUCUGUAAAAUAUGUAGCAGAACGGGGCAAGCAUUGCAUACUUGAUGUUUCAGGAAAUGCUAUAAAACGGUUACAAAUUGCUCAACUUUAUCCCAUUGCUAUUUUUAUCAAACCCAUGUCUGUGGAAUCAUUACUGGAAAUUAAUAAACGCUUAACAGAAGAGCAAGGCAGAAAGACAUUUGAUAGAGCUCUGAAGCUGGAACAGGAAUUUGGAGAACAUUUUACAGCAAUAGUACAAGGAGAAACCUUGGAAUCGAUUUACAACCAAUGCAAACUAGCAAUUGAAGAACAGUCUGGUCCAUACAUUUGGGUUCCUUCAAAAGAAAAAUUGUGAAUCAACCAUAGAUGUGAGACUGAUAAGAAUUUAUGUUCAGAUAGUGAUAUUUAAUUUAUUUUUAAGUACAUUUUUCAUCUGUAUCCAUUGCACAUAAUCAUGAAUACACUUUAAAUUAGAAGCUCAGCAGGAUUUUUCUGCCCAGAACAGGCCUAUUUUCAAGGGGAGGGGAUGCCAAAACAACCAGGACAAGAUUUGAAAAAGACAAAAAGGCUUUUGGGAGACUGUGGAGAAUCCAACAAUAUUUGUAUAUCCAAACCACUUAUGCAUCGAAAACAGUUCUUGAAGAAAGUGUUUUAGCCCUUAUUGUAAUCAAGUGAACAAAGCAGGGACUCCUGUACUUAGUUUAUUCUCUAACUGGGCAGUGCCCAGCAUUACAUAU